This is a messenger RNA of Rubroshorea leprosula, 402 nucleotides long. The record is from the annotation of a GenBank genome assembly. NCBI's taxonomy places the organism in Eukaryota, Viridiplantae, Streptophyta, Magnoliopsida, Malvales, Dipterocarpaceae.
CUUCUCCGGCGCUGCGUUAUUUUUUGCUUGGAAGCCUCUGUGCUUCCGAGGUUUUGAUGCUUGAGCCGUGGGUUUCCUGGCCGUUCAAGCAUGGUUGGAGCCGCCCUGUGCUCCCUCCUUCGACGACCCUUCCCGGUCUAUUUGGCGAUGAUCCCCUCCAUCCGGCAGCUUCUAUUGGUGGAGGUGCACGCGGGGGAUCCCAAAUCUUGCAACCUCGCGACCCACCUGCUGCCUCCAGGGAUCGGCCUCCGCCGGAUCGGGUCUCUACAUCGGCAUCGGCAUCCGGGAGCCUAACGCACCUUCCACAUGGGUAGAUUGAAGGGUGUCCCGUUUGGAUCUUUCGACCGAAGGCCGCUAUAUAGCUGGGUCCUUAGUGGUUGUUCGAGUGUUAUGUGCACCUCC